AUGAAGAUUCUUUUCGUAAUAUUCGUUUCAGCAGUUUGCGUAAAUGGGUCCAGUGCAAACCAGAAAAUUCUGAACCCAAUUCCAGUCUUGAGACAAUUGUUUGAAAUAUUACGAAGUGGGAUAAAGAAUGGCAGUCCCGCAAAUAACUUACCAAUCAUGGAUCCAUUUAAAAUUGAGACAGGUGAAAUUGAUGUUCAGGACAAAUUUGUAAGACUAGACGCAAAUUUGACAGAUCUUAUUAUAAGAGGGCUUGGAGAAUUUCGAGUGAAAGACGUGCAAUUUUCCCAAGAUCAGAUUGCAGUGGAUGUUAAACUUCUCUUCCCAAAGCUGUACUUUGAAUCAGAAGCGAAAAGUAUGAAAGUGAUACUGUUAGUGUUUCUGCUGGUUGCCGCAGCAGCAGCUGCUCCUAAUGCUUUUGAAGACCAAAAUGCCUUAGAACAUUAUGAAGCACUGGUGAAGGCGAGUCCGGAAAGUCGUAAUUUUCUCGUGAACGCGUUAAUCCGUCAACUCCUGGAAUUCCUUCGUAACCUCAUCGCCAAUGGAAAUGACCUUUUCGGUAUUCCACCUCUAGACCCGUUAGUAGUUGAUAAACUCAACUUGGAUCUACCAGCUGGACUGAUUAAUUUAAACUUGAAUCUGACAAACGCAGUAGUGGGUGGUAUUGGUGGUUUUGUGGCUCACAGAACUCAUCUGGAACCGGCCGACCUAUCCUUCGACAUUGACAUUGCUGUACCGAGACUCAAAGUGAAUGCUGAGAGAUACAGUCUCAUCGGUAACAUCCUCACAGCUGUUCCUAUAUAUGGUGACGGUGGAGCAGAGUUUAUCGUCGAGGGUUUCAGGUUUAAAGCGAAACUGUUCCUGAAACAAUCGGCCAAUGAAAAAGCCGUUAUAAUUGAUAGAAUUGAGAACGUUAGCUUUGAAAUUCCCAGUUUCAAGGCUGCUGUGAAAGGAGCUAUUGGCGGUGGUGAUAUAGACACUAUCGUGAAUGCUGUAAUUGAUGAAGUGAUCGUCGGUUAUGUGAACCGAUUCCGUGGUGCUAUAUCCAACAUCGCUGGUGUUGUUGUCGUCGCUGUACUCAAUCCUAUCCUGGAGCAACUGGACACUUGGGGUUGGAUCUCCAUAAUUUUACCAAGACCCUAG
Molecule: messenger RNA, 1140 nt
Organism: Leptosia nina
Lineage: Eukaryota; Metazoa; Arthropoda; Insecta; Lepidoptera; Pieridae
Source: the annotation of a GenBank genome assembly